CGUUGACGGACCUGUCCGACAUGGUUUUAUGUCCGCUCUCAUUGCUUCAGGUCACUGAAGAUUUUAGUUUCUAAAGCUUGACUUAACCGGAGUUUAUUAUUAUUAUUGUUGUUAUUAUUAUUAUCAUUAUUAAUAAUAAUAUUAUUAUUAUUAUUUAUUAUUAACGUUCAGGACGUAAGCGUUUACUUUUACUGUUGCUCUGUGAAUAUAUAGGAUUAUUUCAGAUAACGUUACACUAUAAAGAAAAUGAGUUUAGUGAUUUAGGUUAACCAGUCCUAAAUGCUUUUUAAAAAGACGGGUCAACAUCAAACCAGCUUUAACUGUAUGUAGCAUUCACUAAAUUGACUGUUUUUCUCUAGAUAAUUAUUAUUAAGAUUAUAUUGUAAGUGUGCGGUCCGUUGAAUGGUGCCGUCUGAAUCAAUAAUAGUCAAAGGCUAUAUAUUACGUGGACCCUUUACGUCAUGGGUAUAUAACAUUUCAACUGUGAAUUGGACUCGACUCCCGCUCAUUUCUUGCAUAAAUGGAUGAUGACUCACCAGAUGAGGUGUUUACUGACUUCAGGACCAGACACCUUGGAGGUUGGGGUGUUGUGCAGAUAGCUGCUGGCACUGGGCUUGCUGUCUAUGUGAUGUGGGUUGGAGUCCUUCAGCCUGGCUUUCGGAGGGUACCACUGAAGCUACAGGUCCCCUACAUCCCUGCCAGCAAAGCACAAGUAAAAAAUGUGAUGACUUUGAUGAGAGGUCGAACAGGUGAUCUAGUCGAUUUGGGAUCUGGUGAUGGUCGUAUUGUUUUGGAAGCCUAUCAGCAUGGCUUUAGCCCAGCUGUUGGUUAUGAGCUCAACCCCUGGCUUGUACGGCUAGCUCGCUUUCAUGCCUGGAGAGCAGGUUGCUACGGAAAAGUGUCAUACAGACAAGAAGAUCUCUGGAAGGUCGACUUGUCAAAAUGCAAGAAUGUCACAGUGUUUCUGGCUCCAAGUGUGCUGUCUUUAUUACAGAAGAAGUUGCAGGUUGAGCUUCCUGAUGAUGCCUUAGUAGUGGCCGGCCGUUUCCCAUUCCCAGACUGGAGCCCUUGCAGGAUUGAGGGGCAGGGAGUGGACAGGGCCUGGUCGUACAGCAUGCAAGCACAACGACAGCACACAAGUCAAAAAAAUGAAAACUUCAGGCCAACAGUAAGUGAUUCUAACAAGAAACUGGUUCAGGAAUAACGAUGGACUUUGAAGAUAAACUGAUGCACUUAGUCAGAAUGGCAAAGGUUAAUAGACUGACUUUGGGUUAACCAUUCUGAACUAGUGAAGUUUUAGGACUCAGUUUGACAGUUAAAAAAAAUUUUUU
This is a messenger RNA of Xiphophorus hellerii (green swordtail), 1331 nucleotides long. RefSeq names its product adenine nucleotide translocase lysine methyltransferase (gene antkmt). Gene Ontology annotation, biological process: regulation of mitochondrial ATP synthesis coupled proton transport; positive regulation of proton-transporting ATP synthase activity, rotational mechanism; peptidyl-lysine trimethylation. The transcript has 6 exons. The coding region runs from base 521 to 1204 and encodes 227 amino acids. The record is from RefSeq and is a predicted model, not a curated record. NCBI's taxonomy places the organism in Eukaryota, Metazoa, Chordata, Actinopteri, Cyprinodontiformes, Poeciliidae. Gene Ontology annotation, cellular component: mitochondrion. Gene Ontology annotation, molecular function: protein-lysine N-methyltransferase activity.